Parastagonospora nodorum SN15 is the source of this 684-nucleotide messenger RNA. RefSeq lists its product as hypothetical. The record is from RefSeq and is a predicted model, not a curated record. The transcript has a single exon. The coding region runs from base 1 to 684 and encodes 227 amino acids. Lineage: Eukaryota; Fungi; Ascomycota; Dothideomycetes; Pleosporales; Phaeosphaeriaceae.
AUGGCCAUGGCCCGGCGCCUACCAGCCCAUCUCUCGCACACGAGCGCACUUGCACUGCUUCCCCCGUCUAGCAUUGCUGCACCUAUUGAGACAAUACGCCGCGCCCAUGACAAGAACUUUGCACGAUGGCCGCCUCAUAUUAAUCUGCUCUAUCCAUUCUUGUAUUUGCCCACUGAACCCGGACAGGGCCAGCUGUUGCCCACUGAGACCGGGAAUAAAGACGUCAAGAGUUUUUCCUCAAUGUCUUUGAAAGCAGACAUACGAGCACGUAUCCAGCACGCCGUCAAGUCCAUCGAGCCCUUCGACGUCACACUCAAUGCUGAUGCGGCGGGAACAUUCUCGCACAGCAAGGGCGGUAGGGCUGGGUGGACAAGCAAGACCGUGUGGCUAGAACCGUCAACUCUGCGCAUCCAACAUCUUCAAGCAGCACUGCAAGCCGAGUUCAAAGAGUGUGACGCGGACAAGAGACCGUUUACGCCUCAUCUGUCCCUCGGUCAAGCGGACAGUGAUUAUGCUGCACAGAGACUGAAGGAAGAUGCAAGGAGCGCUGUUGCUAGUUUUGUUGGUCAGGAAGGAGGCGCGUCUGCUUCGCUAGAUUGGCAUGUCGAUAAAGUCUUUGUCAUCACGCGCAAAGGAUAUCAUGAUAGAUUUAAUAUAGUCGGAAGUAUAGACCUAGGAAAAUGA